AAUGCACAUUUAAUGCACAAGCAUCAAAUUUAGGCACGAUUAGUUAAGGCGCAUUAACGCACAUGUAGAUGCAACCUGGCACACAACAGGGCAAAAGGGACUUGAAACUAACUUUGGUGCCAAGUCCCUGCAUGUGUAGACAGCUGCUAAAAAUCACUUAAUACGCAUUAGCUUAAUGUGCAUUACAUUUCGUCAUGCUUAAAUACACAUGUAGAUGCACCCCCCAGAACUCUAUUGCCUGGUGGCAGAAACGGUUUUGUACCUCAAUGAGAUCAGAGCAGCUUGUUUGAAUCAUCAUGGUGCGUUAAGAAACCAACCCCAGGUUCUUCUGGAGAAAUUAGUGUCCAGAGCAAUGAUAUGCUGAAAACCACUUUUAGAGUUUGAGCCUGGUCAGUAAAGACCAGCUUAGCUCCCUGUAUGGCAGAGCAUUUGAAAAUCUACCCUCUUAUAUUGUGUUCAAUUAAAUGGUCGUGCAUUGUGUAAGCAGGAAAACGUAUUUUUUGCUUUAAAAGGAAAGCAGAACAAUAUUACAUAGGUUGUUGAGCUGAGUUUUUUAAAUGGGGAAAAUUUGUUUAAAGGGAGGAGAAACUAAUUUUCACUCGACACUUGGAAUUUGCAUCUUCUCAAAUGAAAGUUGUAAAAAACAUGUUAGAAGCCAUGGCAGAAGUGCCCGCAUCCUCCAUUAUAUAAGAAUUGGAACGGGUUUGGAUAACCUUGGAUGGAGACAGGCUUGCAAGACCAGAUUCCAUGCUUUCGUGGAUGUAAUGCUUGACCUUAGUAACACAAACGAAAUAACUGAAACUCAUUACUGUAAAGACUAGCACUCAUCAUCAAGAGUGGAAACGAACUGAUACAACUUCCGAAUUCUUCACAUGACUUUGGUGGGGGGCGGGGUCAGGGUCUUCAUGCUCAAUUCCUUUCAUUCCAAUUAGAUUGUCGAUCAAUGCAUAUCAUUACUGCUCAUAUAUCUACGAUUAUCAAUAGGGACCUACCUAUCUCAUGGUGAGACAAAGCAAUUUUCAUGGCUUACUUGCAGCCUGAAGAGCUGAUUUCGUGGUCAUUUCAUGGCAGCCUUGCGCCUUGGUGCCGAUUGGCAGAGAGGCCCUGCUCCUCGGUGCUGAUUGGUAGAGAGCCCCUGGAGGGGGUGGUCACCAUCUUGACUGCUGGCUGCCCUUUGUGCGGCCCCACCCAUCAACGCUGAUUGGUGGAGAGGUGCAAGGGGGUAGUCGCCAUCUUAGCUGCUGCCCUUCAUGCUGCUGUGCCAGUGAGUGCUUUACCCUCCUGGGUGGGCUGCGAGGGUGGGUUGCAGCGGCAAUGAGGACCACUGGGGCGCCAGCAUUUUAUUUUUAUUAAGUUGGGGUUUUUUGGUUGAUUUCCUGACAAAUCGCAGCCAAUGCCGUUUUUCACGAAGGUCACUGUUUUUCGCAACCACGGUUUAAGUAGGUCCCUAAUUAUAAACCUGGAGGAAGAUGGGACUAAUGGACCCAAGUUGUUGGGGGAACUGAACAACCAGCAAGAGCGCGGAGUUCCUGGGGUCCGGCCUGCACCUAUCCAUCAUGUUUUUGCAUUUCCAUUACCUGAUCUGCCUGCUAGUGAAACGCAUGUUCAGCUUUCCAUUAAAGGGAUUCUCCUGAAAAGAGACAGGCAUACUCUCUUCUUAUUCCAGGGCCCCAUCUGACAAAGUAAGGUCCCUUUCUCCCAAUUUGGGGAUAAAGACCUUCCCUUCAAAAGUGGGGCAAGAUAGGAGGGAAAAAUUCCUUUUACAGUCCACUGUUUUCCCCCCUCCCUUCUUUUGGGAACAGUCAUUUCAAAGCUGAAAACUUGACAUAAACUUUUGUUGCUGAAAUUCAAUCAGAGAAAAGCUCAUUCCUUUCCCAAGCCUGAAUGAAAAGUCUUUUGAUGUUUUCAUUAAAAUCCCUUACUGUAUUUCCAAUAAGAUGUAUGUACAGUGUCUGCACCAUUUUGUUUCUUAUUGAAAUCUUAGGUCAGAUCUUCCAGCUCUUUCUCCCUGCUGGGGAGCUGAUGAUCCUUCCACCUUUCAGUCGGCAUUUAAGUAUCUCUUUCUCCCAGUGCCGGAUCAAAACCUAUUGAAAUUAGAAGGAAUCUCCUCGGAGACUUUAGGCUGUGAACGAGGAGGGUUUGGCUCAGUGGCUCAUUUCAAGGCCCAAGUCCUGUGAAUGUUUCCUUGUGCACUUCACUGUACACCUAUAAGUAGUCGAUGGAGGUCAAGGGAUCUAGGCACGUGCUUGAAGUGAAUAAUGUAUGGAAGUGUGUCUAAGCCCGAAACCCUCUCUCGCUCUCCAUGCUUUGCUUCUGUAACCCCGGUCACCUUGUUUGCCUUUUAUUGACCCCCAGCCCUGCAAAGGCUGACAGCUGUGCUUCACCUUCAUGCACACUAAUGCUUGUACUUAAGGAUCAGGGCCUUAAGUACAGGCGUGUAGGUGAAUCACUUAUGUAGCUGCAAUCCCUAGUGCAAUGAGUUUUUGAACUGCUUGGCUUCUAGGCACCGCUGCAAUAGAAGUAUCAACUAAGAACAGUCAUAAUUGCCAGCAUCUGAAUCGCCCGUAAAUUUAAUUGUAAAAGCAGGUCGAUUCCAGCCUUUGUAGAGAGGGUGGGAGGAACUGGUGGAGAAAUAAAAUCCUCUGGAGAAGACUGUGAACAAACUUGUUUUCUUAAAAUAGUGUAUUUAUUUAUUUAUUUAUUCAUUGUCCUCCUUGCAAAAGCGGAAUGAAGUUGAUGUACAAAAACUAAAAUGAGACUUUGAUGGAAAAUUAACUUCAUUGAAAUUUCAAGGGCACUGACUUUGUUUGGUGCUUUAAGCCGUAUGCUGUUUAAUGCUAAUUCUGUAACACUAUAUAGAAGCUUUUUUUUACUAACACAAAAGAGGAAGGGGCACAUUUCUUUUGUAGGGUUUUUUUUUUUCUUCAGUGAAAAGUGAUUCUGAUCAGACCAGCCACAAACCCAGCUCCAAGUAGCUGACAUUUCCAUCUGAAUCUACCUGAAGGGUUAGUUUUUCAGGAAGAAAGACUUCGCCACUUUUACAGUCCAGGAUCUGAUCUUUAGAUUAACUCACCAUUAAUCAAUAGAGGGAAAAGUUUUGAUUGCAACUCAACACUCUUCUGGCCCUAAAGCAACAUAGAGAAAAACUGAAUUUUCAAUUGAAACAGCAACGGGAUUUAGACAUCAGCAAUAAUUGGCAAAGAAGCAUUGAAAUGCCUUCUUCAUUGACAUAAUUUUUCCCUCCGGUUUACCAAAGUUUGGUUUAAAAUAUCAGACUUAAUUUCUUCCCCUCUCUUCAAACCAGGAUGAGUUUUCCAUUAUUGCUUAGAACCUGGGUUGUCCUUAUGAUCAUCAUUUCACGACACCAAGCUCAGGCCAUGGAGGUCCUGUAUCCGUUCUGGCAGAACGAAACUAAAACCCCCAAAGUUGAUGAUGGAAGCUCCCCAGAGAUUAAGCUGUCCAUCCCGUUCAUCUUCUUCGGCGUUCCCUACAAGACCGUUUAUGUCAACAACAAUGGAGUUAUUUCCUUCAACGUGCUGGUCAGCCAGUUCACCCCAGAGGCCUUCCCCCUUGCAGAUGGCCGGGCUUUUCUUGCCCCUUUUUGGGCAGAUGUCCACAAUGGGAUCCGAGGAGAAAUAUACUACAGGGAGAGCGCUGACCCUGACCUGCUGAAAAGGGUCUCCAGAGACAUCAGGAAAUACUUCAAAAACAUGCCCUCUUUCUCUGCCACCAGCAUCUUCAUGGCCACCUGGGAAGAGGUCACUUUCUACGGAGGCAGCAGCACGACCCCUGUAAACACCUUUCAAGUUCUCCUGAUCUCAGAUGGAGCAUCCACGUUUGUCGUGUUUAACUACGGGGAAAUCAACUGGACCACCGGAACGGCAAGUGGGGGAGAUCCCCUUACAGGACUUGGUGGAGUCAUGGCUCAGGCAGGAUUUAAUGGUGGAAACAUGACCAAUUAUUUCAGUAUUCCUGGUUCAAGGACCCCAGAUAUAGUCAACAUUGAAGACACAACCAAUGUAAAUGUCCCUGGACGCUGGGUGUUCAAAGUAGAUGGCCGAGAAAUUGACCCAGCCAAUGGCUGCAGCCUGCGAGGCCAGUUUCUCCGUCAAGGGGAGAUAUUCUGGGACAACUCCAACUGCACCAUCAAGUGUCGCUGCCUGGACUUCAACAAUGAGAUCUUCUGCCAGGAGAUGCCUUGCGGCCCCUACGAAGCAUGUGAGCCGAAGGACAAGUUCUACCAGUGCGUGCCCGUGGAAAGCAGCACCUGCGUGGUGUUUGGAGACCCACACUACCACACCUUCGAUGGCUUCCUCUUUCACUUCCAGGGUUCCUGCUCCUACCUUCUUGCCAAACAGUGCCAGUCAGGGUCCAACCUGCCAUUCUUCAGUGUGGAGGCCAAGAAUGAGAACCGAGGCAGCUCCUCCGUCUCCUGGGUGAAGGACAUUGCAGUGGAGGUCUAUACUCACAAGAUUAUUAUCCCCAAAGGGAACUUUGGGAAAGUUAAGGUAGACGACUUGUUCCUGUCCUUACCCAUCACCUUGGAACUGGGGGCAAUAAAAAUCUACCAGAGUGGUUUGUCAACAGCGGUGGAGACUGAUUUUGGCCUUUUAGUGACUUUUGAUGGGCAGCAUUAUGCCUCCAUCUCCAUCCCAGGCUCCUACAUUAAUGCCACCUGCGGCUUAUGCGGGAACUACAACAAGAAUCCUCAGGACGACAGCCUGCGCUCAGACGGGAGGCCGGCCGUGUCGGUGCUGGACCUGGGGGAGAGCUGGCGGGUAUACCACCCGGACUGGAAAUGCACCCCAGGCUGCUUGGACAACUGCACCCUCUGCGAUUCUGUGAUGGAGUCCCUCUACUUCUCACCAGAGUACUGUGGCUUCAUCAACAAGACCAACGGCCCUUUGUGGGAAUGCGGCGCUAUUGUAGACCCCACAGCCUUUGUCCACAGCUGCGUUUAUGACCUUUGUAGCAUCAGGGAUAAUGGCACCAACCUGUGCCAAGCAAUACAGGCUUAUGCCUUGGUGUGCCAAGCCCUUGGGAUCCCGGUGGGAGACUGGAGAACCCAGAUAGGGUGUGCCACAGCAGUGCACUGUCCGGAGUUCAGCCACUAUUCAGUUUGUACCAGCAGCUGCCCGGCCACAUGUUCUGAUCUAACCGCUCCUCUGGCCUGCAGCUCCCCCUGCACCGAGGGCUGCGAGUGCAACGAAGGCUACGUUCUCAGCACAAACCAGUGUGUCCCCAUCCAGAAGUGUGGCUGCGAUGUCUUUGGCCGCUACUAUGCCAUUGGGGAGUCUUUCUGGGCCACCUCGGACUGCAUAGUGCAGUGCUUGUGCGAAGACGGUGGGGAGAUCAAAUGCUUCAACACCACGUGCCAGGAAGGGGAGGUCUGCACCGUUGAGAGCGGCUACCAAGGCUGUUACCCCAUGCGAGAGACCUUGUGCCUGGUCAGCCAGAACCAGGUGCUGCAGACCUUCGAUGGCGUGGCUUUCAUGUUCCCACCGGAGCACUCCUACACGCUGCUCAAGACGUGCCCCGACAGACCGGAGUUCCUGGAAGUCGACAUCAGCAAAAAGAAACCCGAAGCCUCCCCUACCGGACUUCGAGCCUUGAGGAUCCAAGUGGCCAGUCAUGAGGUCAAGAUCGGAGGCACCGGCCCGACUGACAUCAAGGUGAAUGGCUACGAAGUGGACCUGCCGUUUUUCCACCCUUCUGGCCAACUGGAAAUUUACCGUAGCAAAAACGGCACAGUGGUAGACUCUGAAGGGCUCCUGACUAUUCAGUACUCCAACAUGGGUAUCCUGGAGAUACACCUCUCGACCAGCUACUUCAACUGUACAGGAGGGUUGUGUGGCUUCUUCAAUGGGAACAGCAGCGAUGAGUUCUGCCUCCCCAAUAACAAGUGCACCGAAAACCUGGCCGUCUUUUUGGAGAGCUGGACCACAUUUGAUGAGAUCUGUAAUGGGGAAUGCGGGGACCUGCUCAAAGCCUGCAACAACGACUCGGAGCUGCUCAAGUACUACAGGAGCCGCUCCAAGUGCGGGAUCAUCAACGACCCCACCAACAGCUCCUUCUUGGACUGCCAUGGGGUGGUCAACGUGUCGGCGUACUACCGAACGUGCCUCUUCCGCUUGUGCCAGAGUGGAGGAAACCAGUCGGAGCUCUGCGAUUCGGUGGCUCGUUACGCCGGCGCCUGCAAGAACGCAGGGGUGGAUAUUGGCCAGUGGAGGAGCUACAGUUUUUGUCCUCUCGUGUGUCCUGAGAACAGCCACUUUGAGGAGUGCAUGAUCUGCACGGAGACCUGUGAAACCCUCGCCAUUGGCCCUGUCUGUGUGGACAGCUGUGAGGAAGGCUGCCAAUGUGAUGAAGGCUUUGCCCUCAGAGGGACUGAGUGCAUCCCCAGGAGUGAGUGCGGCUGCAAUUUUGAGGGGCAUCAGCUCUCCACCAACCAGACCUUCUGGAUGGACAUCAACUGCCAGUCCUUCUGCUACUGCAAUGGGUCUGACAACAACAUGUACUGCGAGAACAUCCCCUGCAAGGAAGAUGACUACUGCCUGGAGGAGAAUGGCCUCUAUUACUGCCACCCCCGCACCGAUGCCUCCUGCAUUGUUUCUGGCUACAGCCAUUACUUGACCUUUGAUGGGUUUGCUUUUGACUUCCAAAGCAGCUGCCCACUUGUCUUGUGCACAACCAUCUCCAGGCAGCGGUCGGAGAGGUCAGAUACUUUCCCCAAAUUCACUGUCACAGCCAAGAAUGAAGACCGGGACCCAUCCUUAGCUUUGUGGUUGAAACUAGUCGAAGUGGAAGUCUUCAAUUACAACAUAAUCAUCCAGCGGGCCUACAAACACACAGUGCUGAUAAACAAUGAGCGUCUCUACCUGCCCUUGAAACUGGGCCAAGGGAAAGUGAACAUCUUUGCCUUUGGUUUUCACAUUGUGGUGGAGACUGAUUUUGGUCUGAAGGUGGUGUAUGACUGGAAGACCUUCCUCUCUGUCACCAUCCCACGAAGCCUCCAGAACAGCACGUACGGCCUCUGUGGCCGCUACAACGGCAACCCCGAUGAUGACCUGGAGAUGGCUAGCGGCACAUUGGCUACCACCAUCUAUGAGUUUGGUCAAAGCUGGGUGAAGCGGGACACGUUUUGUCAAGUGGGCUGUGGUGACCGGUGUCCUGCCUGUGGGAAGGUGGAAGGGUUCUGGAAACCCCAGCAACUGUGCAGCCUCAUCCCAAGCAAAAGCGGAGUCUUUGCCAAGUGCCACAGUAAAGUCCACCCCGGCUUCUUCUACAAGAACUGCCUCCUUGACACCUGCAUUGAUGGCGGAGCGACACAGACUGCUUGCAGUUGGCUGCAGAACUACGCCAGCACGUGCCAGACCCAGGGAAUAGCCAUCACCGGCUGGAGGAACUUCACUUCAUGCUCUGUCAGCUGUCCCCCCAACAGCCACUAUGAGAGCUGCGUGUCCGUGUGCCAGCCCCGCUGUGCUGCCAUCCGGCUGAAAAGCGACUGCAAUCAUUAUUGCGUGGAGGGGUGCCAGUGUGACCCUGGCUAUGUCCUGAAUGGCAAGAGCUGUAUCCUUCCCCACAACUGCGGCUGCUACUCAGAUGGAAAAUAUUAUGAGCCCAAGCAGCUCUUCUGGAACAGCGACUGCACCCGGCGCUGCCGCUGCUUCCGCCGCAACCUCAUCCAGUGCGACCCACGGCACUGCAAGUCGGAUGAGGAGUGUGCCCUGCGCAACGGUGUCCGCGGCUGCUUCAGCACCAAGAGCUCCUACUGCAUCGCAGCGGGCGGCGGCGUCUUCCGGACCUUUGACGGAGCCUUCCUCCGCUUCCCAGCCAACUGUGCCUUCGUCCUGUCCACCAUCUGCCAGAAGCUGCCCGAUUUCUCCUUCCAGCUCAUCAUCAACUUUGACAAGUGGUCAUCCCCCAACCUCACUGUCAUCUCCCCAGUGUAUUUCUACAUCAACGAGGAGCAGAUUCUCAUCAGUGACCGGAACACUAUCAAGGUGAACGGCACCCAGGUGAACAUCCCUUUUGUCACCGGGCUGUCAACCAAAAUCUACAGCAUGGAGGGUUUCCUGGUGAUUGACUCCAGCCCCGAAAUCCAGAUCCACUACAACGGCUACAACAUCAUCAAAAUCAGCAUCAGCGAACGGCUGCAGAACAAAGUGUGCGGCUUGUGCGGCAACUUCAACGGGGACCGGACAGACGACUACGUGACCCUGCGAGGGAAGCCGGUGGUCAGCAGUGUAGUGCUGGCUCAGAGCUGGAAAACCAAUGGCAUGCAGAAGAGCUGCAACGAGCUGCAGUACUCGCAGUAUGCUGCAGCUUGCGACAACGUGCAGAUCCAGAAGCUGCAGAGCGACAGCUACUGCCUCAAGCUGACAGACAUGAAGGGCUUCUUCCAGCCCUGCCAUGGGCUGCUGGACCCUCUGCCUUUCUACGAGUCGUGUUUCCUCGACGGCUGCUACAACCAGAAGAAGUACCAGCUCUGCGGCUCCCUAGCUGCCUACGGGGAGGCCUGCCGUUCCUUUGGGAUCCUUGGCACUGAGUGGAUAGAAAAAGAGAAUUGCUCAGGAGUGGUUGAAGACCCCUGUGUGGGAGCCGACUGUCCCAACAGGAGCUGCGAGAUGGACAAUGGUGGGGAACUGUGUGGUUGCAUUGAGCCUCCACCCUACGGAAACAACUCCCAUGACAUCAUUGAUGCAGAAGUGACCUGCAAAGCCGCACAGAUGGAGGUCUCCAUAUCGAAGUGCAAGCUCUUCCAGCUGGGCUUUGAGAGGGAAGGGGUGCGUAUUAACGACCGCCACUGCCCAGGCAUCGAAGGAGAAGACUUCAUCUCCUUCCAGAUCAACAACACCAAGGGGAACUGUGGAAACAUUGUGCAGUCCAAUGGCACCCACAUCAUGUAUAAAAACACUGUCUGGAUUGAGAGUGCAAACAACACUGGAAACAUAAUCACCCGGGACCGAACCAUCAACGUGGAGUUCUCAUGCGCAUAUGAGCUGGAUAUCAAAAUUUCUUUGGAUUCAGUCGUGAGGCCAAUGCUUAGUGUGAUUAACUUGACAGUCCCAACCCAAGAAGGCAGCUUCACAACCAAGAUGGCCUUGUACAAGAACUCUUCCUACAAACACCCCUACCGCCAGGGUGAAGUGGUGCUAACCACCCGGGACGUGCUAUACGUGGGGGUCUUCGUCGUUGGAGCAGAUUCAAGCCACCUGAUUCUAACGCUGAACAAGUGUUAUGCAACCCCUUCUCGGGACAGCAAUGACAAGCUGAGAUACUUCAUUAUUGAAGGAGGUUGCCAAAAUAUUAAGGAUAACACCAUUGGGAUUGAGGAAAACGGGGUGUCUCUGACCUGCCGUUUCCACGUCACCGUCUUCAAGUUCAUUGGGGACUAUGAUGAAGUUCAUCUCCACUGUGCUGUCUCGCUCUGUGACUCAGAAAAAUACUCCUGCAAAAUAAACUGCCCUCAGAGUUCCAGGAGUGCUGCUGAUUUUACCAAAGAGCCCAAGGAGCAGAUCAUCUCGGUGGGGCCCAUCCGGAGAAAGCGGUUAGACUGGUGUGAAGAUAACGGAGGCUGUGAGCAGAUCUGCACGAGCAGGGUGGAUGGGCCCCUAUGUAGCUGCGUAACAGGAACAUUGCAAGAAGAUGGCAAGAGCUGCAGAGCCUCCAGCUCUUCCACUGAACCUCAAGCCUGGCUAAUUCUUCUCGUCAUAACCCAGCUAUCACUAUGGCGUUUCGUCUAUAAGUCAGACCCGACCUCAUAAUUAAUUCAAGGCUUCUAUUUAAAGUACUGUAAUUUACUUACUCUAAAUCCCUGUAGGAUAAAAGCAUGUGUCCCUAACUCUCAGCCUGUACAUGAACAACAACAACAAAAGCUUUUAACUAUUGCAGUGCUGAAGCCGGUUGCCUGUUAAAGCCAUUUCAAUGACAUUACAAGCUAUUUUUUAUGCUGGAGGCAAUAGCAGCCACGAGGGGGAAUUACAGGACCCAGACGCUCGCCUGAGAUGAAGCCACAACACGCAUUUGUGCACAUGGCACAUUUGACCAAGAUUUCCCCAUGGCCUCCAGCCUGCACUGGCUUCUCCUCCUCCCAAACGACUUCACCACUGCCCCACUGCGCAUUGUCCCUCUGCCUCCCCUUGUCCCUGUUGUAGAGAAACACAGUGACACCCCCCGACAUGCCACCAACACACCUCCGACCCACGCCAGCCCCCC
Molecule: messenger RNA, 10218 nt
Organism: Alligator sinensis (Chinese alligator)
Lineage: Eukaryota; Metazoa; Chordata; Crocodylia; Alligatoridae
Gene: TECTA
Product: tectorin alpha
Exons: 24
Coding region: 3306-9767 (2153 amino acids)
Biological process (GO): cell-matrix adhesion
Molecular function (GO): protein binding
Source: RefSeq, a predicted model, not a curated record